This is a messenger RNA of Colletotrichum destructivum, 4729 nucleotides long. RefSeq names its product Putative SHD domain, protein Spa2/Sph1. Bases 1114 to 3888 code for a protein of 924 amino acids. NCBI's taxonomy places the organism in Eukaryota, Fungi, Ascomycota, Sordariomycetes, Glomerellales, Glomerellaceae. Gene Ontology annotation, cellular component: cell cortex of growing cell tip; actomyosin contractile ring. The transcript is spliced from 2 exons. Gene Ontology annotation, molecular function: MAP kinase scaffold activity. The record is from RefSeq and is a predicted model, not a curated record.
GGAGUAACAGAUAGGUACUACGCUACUAGCAACGCUCAACUCGCUAGCGGCCUAGAUCUCCCCCUCCCCAAUAUCCACUGAACUCGCCCCUUCACCCCCCUUUAUUUUCUCGUCGUCUCUUUCAAGCCCCCAACCAGCUUGCUUUCCCUUUCGGUUCGUCGAUUGGUCAAGGCAUCCCAAUCCCAGCCAGUCACCUUGACGUUUCAUGCCUCACCACCUCGGUCGCGGAUUCUGCUGUUGUUCUGCUUCCCUGCGCUACUCUCGACCAUUCUUCCACACUACCUCGCUUUAAUUCGGCCUCUGCAUUGUCCUUCUACCGCUCCGGCCUGCAGCACUCCGUUCCACUGCGUCUCUACUCCGGCAUUUGCUUUUUUUUCUUUCUCUUUCUCUGCAUCCCCCCUCGCCAGCAUUUGCCCAUUUGACAAGACAUCCAUCCUGCCGCCCUGCCAUGCCGUGUCGCAAUCACGGUCCAAUUUGAAAGAGAGAGCGCGCAGCAGACGGUAUCCCUUUCUCCCUUUCACCCCCCACCGCGCCGCCACCAGGCGAGACAUCGACAUUGCAAAGUCGAGGCAUUCCUCGAUCAUUUCCAACACUUAUCCUCUCACCGUGAGACAUAGACCUAGUCCGACAAGGGGUACAGUAAACAGUGACGGAAAGGAACAACACCGAGAAGGGGGAAAGAAGAAAAAGAGUUUCCGUGCCAUAGACAUUUAGGUUGGCUUUGAGGUUUGGCUUGGUUUGGGGUACGAGCGUGUUCCUGAUUGGAUUAGGAAUCCGUCACACAUACGCGCGCAUCAGGACAGCCGGUGUGCGGCAGUUCGAGGGAAAAAACAACGGACCAUUACCCCCGAUCGAAUUGAAACGCCCACCCUCGAACCUCGACCUCGACCUCGACUUCGACUUCGACUUCGACUUGGACUUGGACUUCGACUUCGACUUCGACUUGGACUUCGACUUCGACUUCGACUGACUUCGACUUGGACUUGGACUUCGAUACCCUCUUUGUUCGCUGCGUCGCGUCCUCGCCCUCUCUCUCUAUCUCUAUCUUUCUCUCUCAAUCGCCUGCCACGCACGCGAAGCCCCCACGAUAUACAAAGCAUUUCCCCGUCUACCAUGAAUGGUCGCAAUGCGCCUCUGUCACCUGUUUCUCUAGGCGGAAGCGAGUGGUCCGUUGGAAAAUACCCAAACAACACCGACGAUCCGUACGCAAACAACCGCGGCAACAUCGUCUCACCCCCCAAUUCUGGAGGUUCGAACGGGGCCAUGAAUGGUGCCUUCCCUCCCGGCCCUCGGAGCGCCGGCGGCCCUUCGCCACCGCCGUCCGUCGGCCGAUCCAGCAAUGGCACAAAUCUGUAUGCGAGGAGUGAGAGCGGGAGGAGCAUCCGCGAGGAGCAAGCGGAAGGAAUACUCGGCGAACAUUACGUCGCCCUCAAGAACUAUUUGAAUGGCGGACAGGGGGGAAAGCCGACGCCUGCCAACAAGGCGCGUGACAAGCUGCUGCGCUUGUCGUCUGUUCAGUUUCUCGAGCUGAGUACCGAUGUCUUCGACGAGCUGUUGCGGAGGCAGUCCCUCAAUCGCCGACCUUCGGCCCCUGGCGCCCCAAGUCCUCCUCCUUACCUGCUGCCCGAGUCCAAUUUCCAUCCAAAACGCAACCAGGCGAGGCAAAAGCUGUCCUCUCUUGGUCCGCCACGCUUCCGUGAUCUCGCGACCGACGUAUUCUGCGAGUUGGAGAGGAGGUUUCCCCGCUUUGCUGCUGGAGAUAUCCCCAGAGUGGGUAGCCCCGUAUCCGUCCGCUCACAGGCGACGAUCAAUGGAAAUGGCUAUCCGCCCAGGAGCCAAAGUCGGAUGAGGCGCCCGUCCGACGCAAGUUCCAUGAGGGGAGGACCACAGCAGCCGGAUCCCUACGGCGUGCCGCCUUCGCCAGGCAUGCCGCCUAAUGGCGACUACAACCGUCCGAUGCAGAAGCAGUUCCAGAGCAAUACCAUUGUGCCGAACAAGAGCACAAUGGUGGAAGAGGAUGACGAUGGCAGCCCCAACGAAGACGACGGUGAGGCCUUUGCUCUCGAACGGACUGCCACAAACCGCAGCAAGAGGAGUGAAGUCACAGAGCGGAGCGCCGCAGCAUCAGAGGCCGAUAAGAAGCUACUGGACGAGUACCAGACGCAGGUUCGCGAACUGCGGGAGAAGCUGGACGCCAUGGAGGACGCAAUGAAGAAGAAGGACGACGAACUGAACAGCGUUCUUGACGGUGAGAGAUCACGUUCAACGGCCGCCAACAUGGAGAAGAAGGAAUUUACGGAUCUCCGACUUGAUCUAGAGAACAAAGUCGCCGAGGCUCAGGACUUGAACGCGUCCCUCAAGCAAGAGUUGGAUCGCAUGAGGGACGAGCACGCAAACGAAGCCAGACAACUAAGAGAGCAAGUGGAUGAAUUACGGCAGUCCAGCGUCGCCGCUGUUACGGUCAAUUCCGGCAACGCCGACAGCGAGCUGCAAAUGGAAAAUCAGCGACUUCGCCUGUCCCUACAAGAACAACAGCAGGUUACGGAAGAUGCUCGGCGCGAAGCUCGCGAGUUCCUCCGGGAGAUGAAGAUACUUUCACAACAGGGUGGCUCGACUUGGCAAAAGCAGGAAGAGCUCGAGAAGACGAUCGAACAGCUCGAAGCAGAGGUUCGCGAAUGGCGGAAUCGAUACGCGCGGACCAAGACCCAGCUUCGCAACAUGCGAGCCUCCUCGCUCGGAUUGACGGUUGAGCAGGACGCGGCCAAAUAUGUCCGCGAAAAAGGGUUCACCCAGCAAGACGGCGCGGUUAAGGACAUCCACGUCACUAAAUUCCAGAUCGCCAUCGACGAGCUGCUCCAGCGCGCCCGAGCCGAAGAUCCUGAUACGGUCAUUGAUGCUAUGAAGCAGGUUGUUGUUAGCGUCCGCCGGAUUACUAAGGAUGUCGACACCGCAGCCGCUGGCAACGAGGAGCUCCUCCAACAGCGUUCGAAACUCAAGGGCAAGAUUUCCUCCACCGCCAACCACCUUAUCACAACAUCCAAAAACUUUGCGUCGUCGGCCGGCAUCACGCCAGUAUCCCUACUCGAUGCCGCCGCCACGCACCUUGUUGCGGCUAUCGUCGACAUCCUCCGGGUUGCGAAGAUUCGGUCCACUCCCGCCGAGGAACUCGAGGAUGAUGACGACGGCACAGUCACGCCCGUAGACUCGACCGGGUUCUUCUCUCCUCGGACUGCUUCGAGGCAAGAGUCGAUAACCCAAGAAUCCUUGCCCACACCAGCACCAUUCCGGGGCCUCGGUAGUGGUGGCAGGACCAGCAUGGACUCGUCAGCUUACAGCCCUGUGAACUCCCCUCGCCAGUCUGCAGACGCAUACAACCAGUCCCAAGGGCCCAACGGAAUGAACGGGGUGGUUUUUGGAAUGAUGAAUCAGAACGCACCGGCAAACGGAUACAACAACAGUAUGCGCCAACAGGGUAACCAAGCUGAAGACCUCAAGAUUUACCUCGAAGAUCAGACUGCCAUUUUGGUCCAAAACAUUCAGAACUUGGUUGGCUCCAUCCGAAGCGAUGCAUCAAUCAAUCAAAUCACGUCCGAGAUUGGCGGCAUCGUCCAGGUUGUCGACAAAGUUAUCUCGGAGACCGAGGCGUCUGGAAACGGCGGCAUGAUCGCCCGUCUGGUCGCAUGUCGUGAUAGACUCUUGGAGGCCAGCGAGCGCGGCAUGGAUAUUGACCGUGGACAAGACGUCGGCGCCAGCGGACGGAACGACCGCGAGUGGAGGAUGUGGACGCAGACUCUGCCGCCCAUCGCUUUUGAAAUCGCGAGGGAAACAAAGGAGCUGGUUCAACGAGUUGACCGAUUGGUCGGCAAUGGAGACGAUGACUUCUCAUGAGCUCAACCAUGGGGCAAGAGCCUCCACCGGCACCUUCGAGUGAAACUCUCAAGCACUCGACAACUCACAUAAUCUCGAAACGAAAAUCCCUCUUCUUUCCACUUUUUUUGCGAGAGAAAGCUUUGAUACCCCUGCUGUCCUCAGGGCGGCUUUGCUUGCAUACAUGUUUGGGUUUGUGAGUUUUCGGACGUGAGAAAAACGAAAAGGAAGCUUGCUUAUUGUUCUGCUUCGUUCGCUUUCUUUCUUUCACCACUUUUAUAUAUGGGCAGCGUUUCCCUUCGAGGACUUGGUUUCUCUCGACCCGUCCAUGGGUAUAGAUGGGCUCGCUCGUUAUCACAAUAGCUCUGUGGCGUUCAAUUUGCUCAGGGGUUUAAACUAUACGCGCAGCAUGAGGGAAGGACCUGAGACGAUGUUUCCUGCACGCCACGCAAAUGAGUGAAGGAAAGGAACGGAGGGUCUUUGGAGAGGAGUUUGGCUCUCUCACACCUGGCUACGUAAUACACGGUGGGCUGGUGGACAGGACAAUGGCGACGGUGAUGAGAAGAUAGGAUAGUUUUUCGCAGGAAUAGUUAAUGUUGAAAGUGCCCACGAGGCGCAUAUUCAAACGUGCGGGGGGACCCUCCAUCGCCUCCUAGCUCCUUGGUGAGAUUGUUCACGGAUGGUUGGUAGUAAGUCGUUAAUGAAUCACUCGUGGUUUCAACUGUUGAGGAGAGAGUUUUCGAGGCAUGUCUUGAUUGCUAGCGAGGCCGAAUCUUUUUCCUUCACAUGGCGGGCACCAGUGCAGGCGCCGUUGCGGGGAUGGCUUGCGCCUGCGCGAGGUGGACCGGGCCAAGGGCGCGAC